This is a messenger RNA of Aspergillus alliaceus, 3743 nucleotides long. RefSeq names its product putative nuclear pore complex subunit Nup85. Bases 205 to 3591 code for a protein of 1128 amino acids. Gene Ontology annotation, cellular component: nuclear pore outer ring. Gene Ontology annotation, molecular function: structural constituent of nuclear pore. The record is from RefSeq and is a predicted model, not a curated record. The transcript has 3 exons. Gene Ontology annotation, biological process: mRNA export from nucleus; positive regulation of DNA-templated transcription; protein import into nucleus. NCBI's taxonomy places the organism in Eukaryota, Fungi, Ascomycota, Eurotiomycetes, Eurotiales, Aspergillaceae.
CAUAACUUGAUUUUCCGUUUAUCCUACGGCGAAUUGAUCGCUAAUCGUGCGCGCCUGAGAUUAGGUGCCUGCCCUGCACGAGUUGUCUGCCCCAAGCUGGGGUAGUAACUUUUCGAUUCUGCAGAUCUGAAUCUAUUAAGAAUCAAUAAUUUGUUUAUUCUCUCGUUACACCAACCAAUCUCUUGAGCUCAGCGCAGAACCAAUAUGAGCUUUAAGGUCCCUUUCGAUUCGAGUCCUCCCUCGACUCCGGACAAAUCUCGCAGCUUAUUUAGUUUAUCUGAGACCCCUGCGGGUGGUCCGCCGUCGGCAUCCAACUCCUUUACUCCGCGUGGCCCUCCUCCGUCCACCGUAUUUGGAAGCUCUCAGAUGAGCUCUAGAUCGCAGUUUGACUCCCCCGGGUCUCUUUUUACAAAGUCCGGUAACAUCAACCCAAACGACAGCAUCUUCGGGUCCUCUAUUGCAUCCUUCGAUUAUCCAGCAACCCGGGGGAAGAAAGUAGCGCCAGCGAAGUCCUUUACUCCUUCCCUUUUCAGUGUGACAGAUGACAGUCAGUUCGGUGAAUCAACCAACAUUGGGCCUUUGAAUAACUUUGCCUCAUCGCAAAUGGAUGAAGAUGCAGAGGACGAGGAGACCUCUCCGGAGGAAGAAGAAAUGGAUGUAGGAGACGCGACUGGAGGCAGUAAUCGCCUGAGCUUCCUGGACUCCCAGUUUGGAAAACCUGCGCUACCACCGUCCACCUCGAACGCUUUACGAAAACCGAUCUAUUCUAACCCAUCCAAUGCGAAGCGACCUAAGCUCGACGAGAAGUGGGCGGAUCAAUCACCUGUGCGCAAAACGAAACUAUCCCCUAAGAAAGACUCUACAAUGCCGUCAAUUGUGCGGAACUUUGCCUCAAGAUCGCAUAUUGCGUCGGUUGAAGAGCCAAGCGACGUUAUAAUCAACACGGAGGAUGAAAUAUGUCGUUUGUAUGAUGAGGCGCGGAAAGCUGAAUAUCAAGAUGUGGACUUUUCGGCCACUCUGGCAGACGUCUGCAGUAAUUUAACAGAUAUUUGGGAAACGUAUGUGGAGCGUGAGGGCCUGACUCGGACGUCAAGUGCACAAGUGGGCCCCGGCGACCAUGCCCCUAAUGUAAUAAAAGCGAGCUUCCUGGGUUCCUUAUUACUUCAGCUUCACCACCCUCCUCUUUCCAGUGAGACGCCAGGAGGGUUUCACAAUCCCCUCGGCUUUGCUGCACCGCGAAAUCUUGUGCCUACCAACCCGAGAGCAAGCGCGCCUAUCCCUAUACCGAAGGUACUUCUUGAUUGGCUUAACAGAAAUUAUCCCCAAACAGCCGAACUGCGAGCACUGAAAGAAUAUGAACCGAAUCCUACUGCGUCUUCGAACUUUUGGGAAAUUCUCAAUGCCGCUGUAUUGCGCGGUCACUUUUCCGAGGCCGCGAGUGUCUUGCACGCUUCAGAUUUCAACUACGCCAGGUCUGCAUUGGAAGAUGGGUUGCCGCAAACAGGAUAUCGUGGAGCACAGUUACAAAAUAUCCAGAAAUGUAUCAAUAAGGCCCUGCAAAUUUUGGACUCGUGUCCGGGUACUCAGCACGGUGACUGGGAUGUUAAGGGGGCCGAGUGGGCCAUGUAUAGGAAACGUGUGCUCGCAGCGGUGGCAGAUCUAGAAGAAUUUGCUGAGGGAGGUGAGCAGCAAGACUCCGAGCCUCCAGUCGCGCCCAAUCGUUUCCAGGCGAUCAACUUUGGACUAAAACCUACGGGUGCGAAGACCGAGUUCUCCUUUGCCCAGUCUGCACGCAUGGCGGAAAGCCGUGUUCCAUGGACGAUUUACCAGAACCUAAGAUCUAUGUAUCGCAUAAUCCUCGGCGAUGCAGGUGCUGUUAUGAAUCGCGCACAGGACUGGGUCGAGGCCACUAUCAGCUUGACAGUUUGGUGGGACGGAGAGGAUGAUGACGAAAGUUCAGCACAAGGCAACGGACUUGGAGCCAGUACUAGCAUCCAUUUUCUCCGUCCUCGGGUAUCUAAACCCCCAUCAUCUAGCGCUGAAGAUGCUUAUCUUCGUCGCCUUGAUCGCGCUUUUAGCAGUGCAACAAAUGCAGAAUCUGAUGGUGGCGGUUUCCGGAUCAACUCCCUCAGCAGCCUUGAGGUCGGACUGGCUUCCGUCUUUGAAGGAAACGUUGAUGGUGUGUUGGAAUUGCUUCAGACAUGGUCGCUUUGCGUUGCAUCCGCUGUGGCUGAAGUUGCAUCUGCUGGUGGCUGGUUAGGUACGGCAACUGGGGAUAAGCCACUCACAGGUCUUAGCGCGAAUGAUCUAAUGGUUCUCUCUUAUGGUCAAGAUGGUAAAGUGCCAAAGAGCCGUGUUGGCAAGGACGAUAUUCUAAGCAGCUACGCAUCUGGAUUGUUUGAACGAGGAAAUAUUGAAAAUGGUGUCCGAAAGGGUUGGGAAUUGGCACUAGAGGUUCUAAGCCGCUUGGAUAACCAGGAAAAGAUGCAGAAGAGCGUGUCAGAGCUACUGGACAAGUUACCGCUAGACACCGCGGAACAAAUGGACAGGGCCGUGUUGCUUUGCUCUGAGCUGGGUCUGGAGAAGGAAGGCAGAAGAGUUUCGGAGCGUUUUGGUGACCUUACCGUUGCCAAGUCCGAUGAAUAUGGCCUCGCUUUGAUCUGUUAUGCCCGAGCACACAACCGACGUAAGGUCAAAACCGUGGUUGAUCUUCUUAUCUCGUACAGUCUUGUCCAGUCUCGCGCGUACCCCGCACCUGCAGAUCUUGAUGAACAACUUCACUCUUUGGUCAGGGAGCCUAAGGCAUGCCUUUCUGCCGUUGCUACCGUUGAUGAAGAAGCUGCCGGUAUCCUUCAGUUCUACUUUAGUGGGUAUGCUACUCUGCGGCGAUUCUACGAGACUCGUGACGAAGCUAUUGGUCUCCAAGAGGGGCAACGGCCACGGUUCAAGCCCUUGGCCAGACAGCGAGCAGCUGCUCAAGCCUUGGUCGCAGUUAUCACGAGUGCUGCGGACAGCAUUUACGGUGGCCUCUACGACCCAGGCCGAGACUCUGCAGUGCAAGUUGAUGGGUUAUUAACGCUGCUUGGGGAAGUGUUACCGUUCCUUAACCAAUCCACCCCAACUCUUUCUGUGUCUCAACAGUCCGCUGUUCUGUCCGCCAUUGAAGAUCUGGAAACAGUCACGUCUCGCGUCUACGCUCAAUGUGAGGAGUGUUUCCGUUCCACACUCAUCGAAUAUCAGUCUUCCAAGCGAGCUGGCGCUAAUUCAACAUCUGAUGACUCUUUCAUUCUCCCACCUUCUCCACGCGCACUUCUGAAAAAGUCCGUAUCCUCACUAACAGCGUCGAGCACAUUCUCGUUCAUCGGUAGCGAUAUGAUUGAAUCCGCACGUAACCGAUCGGGGCCUGGAUCUGCUGUCAGCUCUGGCGUGCUGGUGCCUCGUUCCGGUGAUGACUCCCGCUCGGCAUAUCAUGAGAGAGGGUGGGACUGGCGUGCCGGUGUACCAGAGGAUGCCAAGGGAGAAGAUAUCAUCCGUAUGCUGCGGCUGGGGCUGGCAAAGGGAUUGAGUUUCGGAGCUCUUGGGUCGGUCUAAUCGGGGAUUGAUAAAAAGUUCUAGCAUUAGCAUGUGCGCUUAAUUUUCAAAGGACGGGUCAGUAUCAUUUCUUGAAUGUAUUAUGUAUAAUGGGAUACUAGCGUUUAGUAUGAGACGUUAAGAUAAAGAAUAUAAAAGAGCCGAAAUGCACC